Halteromyces radiatus is the source of this 1191-nucleotide messenger RNA. RefSeq lists its product as uncharacterized. The coding region runs from base 370 to 852 and encodes 160 amino acids. NCBI's taxonomy places the organism in Eukaryota, Fungi, Mucoromycota, Mucoromycetes, Mucorales, Cunninghamellaceae. The record is from RefSeq and is a predicted model, not a curated record. The transcript has a single exon.
CACUUCAUCACUUCAACCGCCGAUCAUCAUCUUUUUCCUCCUACCACUGGCACUUUUCCUUUACCUUCUUUUUCUUCCAUUCCUUAUUAUACAACCACCACUACUACUUUGACCACCCAUCCUCCUACCACUGCUCCUGAAGCAUUCUCUCCUUUUAGUAUCGAUGGACCAUGGCGUGACAAUUUCCCUGCUUUAUGUGCGUUUGCCAUCAUUGGUCUUAUCACGACGCUUCUGAUUCUUCCUGUUUUUAUCUAUUGUCUUUGUCGUCGUUGUCGUCGUCAACCGUCUUAUUUUGAUCAACCAUUAGAUGAAGAAAAUGUGGGCAUUCAUAAUGAAAAAAGACAAAGUCCAACAGCAUCACUGACAACUAUGCGACAAUUAGCCAUUCCAGGACCUGCUACAACACAACCAUUAGCACCCAUUUAUACAACUUCAAGUGCUCUUGGUGAUAGAUAUAUGGCAUCUUCCAUGGUAUCUCCUACGUUUGUACCGAUCCAAGCUUCUCCUUUAACUUUGGUGCCUCGUGAUGCUAUUUGGAAAGAUCCUCAACGACGUCGUGGCGUGAAUGAAUUGGAAUUAUGGGAACAAAAACAACAACAACAACAAUCAAGGUUUUAUGAUGAUGGUUUACCUCUUUUUAUUCCUCCUUUACAAAGGUAUUCCUCAACUAGUUCAUAUUUACCCAAUGAUACCGAUUGGCAACGAUGUGUUCCAUCCCCUUAUUUGGCUCAUGCCAUUACUUUGACGGCUCUAGAUGAUGAUGAUGAUGAUCAACAAAGAUCAGAACAUGACCAGAUACCACAGGUAAAUCUUUUCUUUUUUUUUAUUUUUAUAUUUCUUUUAACUCAAUAGAACUCUUGGAUAGGAUGAUCCAACAUCCAGUAUAUCGUCAUCACCCACAUGGUCAACUAGUAAGACAAGACAAGAAAGAACUUCAAACAUCAGUGAUGCCACAAUUGGAAGAAGACAGGCUGUGGUUUCUUUGGAACAUAGUGGAAGUAGUCAAUGGUUAUGUCCUCCUCCUCUUCAUUUUAGUCGUAGUUUAUGAUAUCCCAUAAUGAUUUGUAUUUUUAUACUUUCUUGUUUGAUUGUAUUUUGACUUUAUUUAUUAUAAUAAAAAAGGAUCAGAAAAUAAAAAUGCUAAUAUAUAUAUAUUCUAAAAAAAAAAAAAAAAGGAGUAGUCUAACAAAA